CAACAAUCAAGUAUGCGAAUGCGUUCAUUCGUUGACCAGCUGGUCAAUAUCGAUCACCAACCUUAAGCUUUUUCCUGUUUGUCUCUGUUGAGCACGUGCGCGCUCAUCGCAGCAGAGGCGGUGGAGCUCUUACAUGGUCGGUAUACAGUGGCAGGCGAUAUUAGAGCCGCUAUCCCUCGUUGUGCGGGUAUUCCUUUUAUGGACUCAGUCGGUCAAAUAAUAUUUAGGCUGUGAGUUCUUAACUUGUGAGCUGUCCUUAGAAGUGAAAACGGGAUUGUGCCGUGGAAUGGCGCGAGAUGCCCAAAGAUUUCAGCUGCUUAAACGGAGUGGGCAUAUCCUGGACGCAGAUGACCUCGCAGAUGCAUUGCGACGCAAAUAUCCUGAAUACGAACGGAGAAAAAGAGCAGCUUUCAAGAAUCUGAUAACUGACUGCUUUCGAGCACUCAACGUCGAUGAAGAAAUGCUUGAGGCUAAUAGGACAGAAAGUAAUAUGGCAAAUCGUUCAUUGAUAAAAUUGUAUUCGUCGUCCACACCAAAGGGAUCUACAGAUGACCUUAUUCCGAAGACACUAAACUCCAAGAAGCGCCUUGCUGAGGGAGACGGACAUGUUGAUGGUGAAGUGGAACAGGCUAUCAAAAAAAAAAAGAGCAGCAGAAAUGAUAAAGGGGUUCAACUUGCUUACCCCACGAUGAAGUUAGCAGAUGUAGGUGGAAUGGAAGACAAAUUGCUCGAGGUUGUUAAUUUGCUAAUGCACAUGACCCACCCGGAACUUUAUCGUCAUCUGGGGGUUCUACCACCUAGAGGGUUUCUCCUGCACGGACCUCCAGGGUGUGGUAAAACCAUGCUUGCUGGAGCUAUCGCAGGGGAGCUUGGGCUACCACUACUAAAAAUUGCAGCACCCGAAAUUGUAGCAGGGAUAUCGGGUGAAUCAGAACAACGCAUCCGGGACCUAUUCGCGCAGGCUGUCGCUGCCGCUCCAUGCGUGUUCUUCAUUGAUGAAAUUGAUGCUGUUACGCCGAAACGUGAAACUGCACAACGCGAAAUGGAACGCCGAAUUGUAGCCCAACUUCUCACGUGCGUUGAUGACCUGAGCUCACGAGAACUGCCGCAGGAGGUUCUACUGAUCGGAGCUACGAAUCGACCGGAUAGUCUUGAUCCUGCUUUACGACGAGCGGGCAGAUUCGAUAGGGAGAUUGCCUUAGGGAUUCCUUCAGAAAAAUCGAGGUCGCGUAUUCUACGUGUGCUUUGUAGGAGCCUUCGGCUGGAGGAGAACUUUGAUUUUGAUAGGAUUGCUCAUUUAACACCCGGAUUUGUUGGAGCAGAUCUUACAGCGCUCACUAGAGAAGCGACCGUUUUAUCUGUCAAGAGGUUAAUUUUAUCAAUUGAAGAAAAGCGUAACGCAUUGAAGCAAAAUGAUAGCUUGGCCGAGGCCAUGGAAGCAAGUAAGCUCGAACAGGUAAACUGUAGUGAUAACAAAUUUGCGAUCUUACUCGACCAGGCCCUUUCGACGCUCAAAGCAGAGUGGGAUUUGAAUGAAGAGGAACUCGACAGUCUUCGUAUUCUUCAGGCCGAUUUUGUCGAAGCGAUAUCCUUGGUGCAGCCUUCAGCAAAACGGGAGGGUUUCGCGACAAUACCCGACGUAACGUGGGAAGAUGUAGGAGCGAUGAACGAUGUCCGGGAAACAUUGCAAGUUCAUAUUAUGACUGCGGUUAAACAUCGUGAACAAUACGACGCUCUCGGGUUAAACACAUCAACUGGCAUCCUCAUGCAUGGGCCGCCUGGCUGUGGCAAGACUCUGAUAGCUAAAGCUGUUGCGAACGAAAGUGGUAUAAACUUUAUCUCAGUAAAAGGUCCUGAGCUGCUUAAUAUGUACGUAGGGGAGAGCGAACGUGCUAUUCGUCAAGUGUUCCAACGGGCUCGAGCAUCGGCACCUUGCGUAAUUUUUUUCGACGAGCUUGACGCACUCUGUCCAAGACGCUCAGAUGCAUCAGACGGUGGGGGCUCCGCAUCGCGCGUCGUAAACCAACUGCUUACCGAAAUGGACGGCCUAGAACCGCGUAAGCAAGUAUUUAUUUUGGCUGCGACAAAUCGACCAGAUAUCAUUGAUCCUGCGAUGUUGAGACCUGGUAGACUCGAUCACGUCAUACAUGUCGGCCUUCCGUCAAGAGACGAUAGAGUCAGUAUUAUUCGAGCGCUUACUAAAAACGCAACUAAGCCACCAAUAAGCGGGGUAACAUUCGACGAGCUUGCCGAUGCCACGAAUGGCUUUUCAGGAGCCGAAUUGGCUGCACUAGUCAAGACGGCAUCGAUAAGCGCGCUCACUGAACAACUAGCGAAGGAUUCUAAUGAGAAGGUGGUCGUAGAGGCAAGGCAUUUUAACCAAGCGCUUAAAAAAUUAACGUCAACGAAAAAAAACAAGAGAUAGUAGAUGACCAUUAAUGCAAUUGAACUGUACUUUAAUAUGUACAUACAAAAACUACCACUGUAAUUAUAAUUACUUUGUGAAAAAAAAAUACAAGAUUGCUGAAUAAACAAAUUAACAAAUGAAGAAUAUGC
Messenger RNA from Varroa destructor (honeybee mite), 2556 nucleotides. Its product is annotated as nuclear valosin-containing protein-like. Gene Ontology annotation, molecular function: RNA binding; ATP binding; preribosome binding. Gene Ontology annotation, biological process: ribosome biogenesis. The record is from RefSeq and is a predicted model, not a curated record. Gene Ontology annotation, cellular component: nucleus. NCBI's taxonomy places the organism in Eukaryota, Metazoa, Arthropoda, Arachnida, Mesostigmata, Varroidae.